This is a messenger RNA of Calliphora vicina (urban bluebottle blowfly), 2681 nucleotides long. RefSeq names its product castor (gene cas). Gene Ontology annotation, biological process: positive regulation of transcription by RNA polymerase II; regulation of neuron differentiation. NCBI's taxonomy places the organism in Eukaryota, Metazoa, Arthropoda, Insecta, Diptera, Calliphoridae. Bases 1 to 2646 code for a protein of 881 amino acids. The record is from RefSeq and is a predicted model, not a curated record. The transcript has 4 exons. Gene Ontology annotation, cellular component: nucleus. Gene Ontology annotation, molecular function: RNA polymerase II transcription regulatory region sequence-specific DNA binding; DNA-binding transcription factor activity, RNA polymerase II-specific.
AUGUCUUCUCAAUUGGAAUUCAUUAUGCAAUUGUAUAUGAUGAAUUUGUUGCAACAGCAGCAGCAACAACAACAACAGCAGCAGCAGCAACAACAACAACAAUAUUUUGGACAAAGUCCUGUUAAAUCCAAGGAUUUGCAGCUUGAAACCCAACAGCAGCCGCAGCAAACACAAUCUUUGAAUUUACGCACACAAAAUCGCAAAAAUUCUCAAAACACCUUGUGUAGUAGUAGCCGUAGUAGUAGUCCCAAUAGUAAUUCCAGUCCCUUACCAAUUACAACUAACACUACAACACCUCUCAACUGUUUUCCACAAACCAACCAUCACCUUCAAUCUGCCUUCAAUCCCUUGUCGCCCAUCCUAACAUCAACGACGGCACAGCCUCAACCCAUGACUCAAAUGUUGCUUAAUAAUCUGCCGCCUUUGACACAGUUUAUGUUGAUGCAACAACAGCAGCAGCUGCAACAACAGCAACAGCUGCAGCAGCAGCAGCAGCAACAACAACAUAUAACCACCUCCAAUCUCUUACUAACACCCACUACACCCAACUCCAAUAGCUCCAAUAACUGUUUUAAUACCCCUUUGGCUGCAGACAGUUGUAGCUCAACACAAACUGCCUUGAAUAUGGCCGGUUAUUUGGCCAACAGCAGCAGUUUGGUUAAUCCUUGUGCCGCCGCUCCUGCUCCUCCCCUAUCUGUUUCAGCUUGUGCUUCUCCCUCUUCUCUUUUCUUUCCUUCUGCUUUUCCAGCUCAGAAUCCUUUUAUAGCCGCCUCAUCACAAAAUCAUUUUCUUCAAUCGUCUACAGUGACCUCAACACCCUGCAGUGAUACCACCAAUUCAGCCUUAACACACGAUCAGCCAACAACAGCCGAACAACAACCCAGCAAUUUGGCAUCGAACGUUUCGGCAGUGGGUCAUGAUAACAGUGAUGUUGAAGCCUGCAAUGAUAAUGAUGCUGAUGAUGUACAAAUUUUAAAGACUGAACCCAUCGAGACCAUAAACUUAGAUGAAGAUCCUCAGGUGUUUUCCAGCCUGCACUCGUCUUCGGCCAAUUCGGGCUCCACCACGGGCAAUUCGAAAUUAAUGUGCUCGGGUGUUAUGGCCUUGGAAACUACCUCGGAUUCUAUGGAGGAUUCAACACAAUUGCCUUAUACCCCUGAAAAAUCCUAUUCCCUAAUCAUACCCUCCAUCACCUCCCUAAUGUCCCACAAAGAAUCCCUUAUUUUAGAUGAAGACAAAGCUCAGGUUACCCCCAUGACAUUGAAAAAUGCCAUACUCACGCCACCCUCCAGUGAGCAGUUGGGUCAGACAUUUGAAGCUUCAACACAAAACACCUCUUCCAUGGGUUCUACCUGCUCCACGGGUGUUGAUUCCUUUUUAACCGAGGAGAAUUUAAAACAUUUACGCAAAAACUCUUCGUAUUUGGAGUGCGGCAAUAGUUUGUGCCGCCAAGAGAAUCUAAGAGAACAUUUUCACUGCUUUGAAGAACCCUGCCAGGGUAAGAUUCUUAGUAAGAAAGAUGAUAUAAUACGCCACUUAAAGUGGCAUAAGAAACGCAAAGAAAGUUUGCUCUUAGGUUUUGCCCGUUUCUCCUCAUCGGAUGACUGUGCUCCCGAGUAUGGGGCCGGCUGUGCCCACAACUGGAAGCAAACGCAUUAUCAUUGCAUCUAUCAGGAUUGUCCCAAGGUCUAUGUCAGCACCAGUGAUGUCCAGAUGCAUGCCAACUUUCAUCGCAAGAAUUCGGAAAUCGUGCAAGAGGGUUUUCGCCGUUUCCGGGCCCAUGAGAAUUGUAAAAUCGAAGAGUGUCCCUUCUAUGGCAAGAGAACCUCGCACUAUCAUUGCUGCCGUGAGGGCUGCAAUCAUACCUUCAAGAAUAAGGCUGAUAUGGAUAAACACAAGACUUAUCACAUGAAGGAUCAUCAAUUGAUCCAGGAUGGUUUUAAGAAAAUCUUGAAAACCGAACAAUGUCCCUUUGAGGAUUGCAAAUUCUCCACAGUGUCCAAUCAUAUACAUUGUGUGCGAGAGGGCUGUAAUUUCAUUUUACACUCCAGCACCCAAAUGACCAGCCACAAGCGUAAACAUGAUCGCGCUGAGGUGGAGCAAAACUAUCAGCAGUUUAAGGGUCAAAGGGACUCAAGUGAGGAAGAGUCUCCCAAGCCAGUGGCCAAGAGUGCGGUGAAAACUGAAAGCCGGGCCUCCAGCAGCUGCAGCAGUACCUCAACUCCCUUGUCUUCUUUGUCCGCUGAACAUUUCUUGGCCCGCAAACGUGGCCGUCCACCCAAGAAAAUUCAAUUGCCUGCUGAGACCCAAGACUCCAAACGCAUUAAAUUGGAAAAUACAGCAGAAGCCAAGAACAUCACUUACAGACCUCCCAAGGCCGCCACUCUUACCGUCACCAAUCCCUUUAUGCCGAAUUAUGUUAAUCCCAAUGCGGAUGCCAAUGCUCCCAACAUGCAGUUGACUCACUUAAUGGCUCUCUUUCAAUUGCAAAAUCCUCUCUUCUAUCAAAAUCUCUAUCCAGGAGCGGCUGCCGCCAAUAUGGCCAACAUAUUGGGUGCUGCAGCUGCCAAUAGCUCCAACAAUGCCCCAAACCCCAGCUCUAAAAAUAAGCAGGAUUUAAAUGACAAAACAGAAUUUAAAGAAUGAAACAGUUUAGCUAAAUAGGUCAUAGUACUUAAUGG